This is a messenger RNA of Pseudomassariella vexata, 1440 nucleotides long. Its product is annotated as major facilitator superfamily domain-containing protein. Gene Ontology annotation, biological process: transmembrane transport. Gene Ontology annotation, cellular component: membrane. The transcript is spliced from 3 exons. Bases 1 to 1440 code for a protein of 479 amino acids. Gene Ontology annotation, molecular function: transmembrane transporter activity. The record is from RefSeq and is a predicted model, not a curated record. NCBI's taxonomy places the organism in Eukaryota, Fungi, Ascomycota, Sordariomycetes, Amphisphaeriales, Pseudomassariaceae.
AUGAAAAUUCCAUCUGAAAGGGGGACAUCGUCUCCGUCUUUGGAAUUCGUUGAUGCCCGCGCCGAGCGGCGCUUGCUCUGGAAGCUUGACCUCUGUGUUUUACCCAUUCUUUUCAUCGUUUACAUGAUGUCCUUCCUGGAUCGCAUCAACAUCAGCAAUGCCCGAAUCCAGGGCUUAACGGAGGAGUUGGGCCUCACCGGAACCCGGUUCAACGUUGCACUAUUCGUCUAUUUUAUCCCAUAUAUACUGCUUGAAGUUCCCAGCAACAUGAUUCUACGAAAGAUCAGACCGUCGUGGUAUAUUUCCAUGCUAAUGUUCUGUUGGGGCAUCACCAACAUGUGCAUUGGCUUCGUCCGAUCAUAUGAGGCCUUGGUGAUCCUGCGAUUCUUCCUCGGCGUAUUCGAAGCCGGCGUCCUACCGGGUAUUAUCUAUCUGAUAUCAAUGUACUAUAAACGGCACGAGCUACAGACACGUAUGAGCUUGGUCAUUUGUUCUACACUCAUUGCUGGCGCGUUUGGUGGUUUGCUUGCUUAUGCUAUUGCUAAACUCGGAGGAUUACGCGGAUACGCUGCGUGGCGAUGGAUAUUCAUCAUUGAAGGCGCGGCAACCGCAUUCAUUGCCAUCAUUGCCACGUUCCUUAUUGUCGACUGGCCAGAGCAGUGCCAAUUCCUCUCAGAACCUGAAAAGGCCCUCCUGAGACGCAGGUUGGCUGAAGACGGUGCCUAUCCAGCCCGCAUGGACACGCUGAAUCGCUUCGCCUACAAGCUCAUCUUUUCCGACUGGAAGAUCUGGCUUGGCUCGAUCAUGUACAUGGGAAUCGGAACCACUGGUUAUGCAACAACGUUCUUCAUGCCCACAAUCCUGCUCGAGUUUGGCUGGAAGGAAGAAGAAGCCCAAAUCCGCACGAUGCCCGUCUAUGCCGUUUCGGCUGCUGGUAUGCUCAUUGUGGCCUAUCUGUCGGACAAGCUCCGUCACAGGUACAGCUUUGUUAUGCUUGGCUGCUUCGUCUCAACAGCCGGCUACAUUAUGCUGCUGAACCAGCACAACCUGUCUCGAGAUACCAAGUUUGCAGCCGUUUUUCUGGUUUGCUUGGGUGGCUAUGCAAACAACUCCAUGGUUCUAACCUGGCUGGCCAACAACGUAUCGGGUCACUGGAAGCGGGCCUUCAGCUCGGGUAUUCAGAUUACUCUCGGCAACAUCGCUGGCCUCAUCGGCACCAACAUAUUUCUUUCCAGCGAAGCGCCUAGGUAUCCAACGGGAUACGGGACGGCUCUCGGCAUGCUGUGGUUAGGCGGAAUUAGCGCUACAGCUCUUUUCAUCGGGAUCCUGCUGGAAAACAGGAAGCGUGACUUGGGGAAGCGGGGUUACAGACUUCACCAGACGGAAGAGGAGGUCAAGAACAUGGGAGAUUACCACCCCAGUUUUCGCUUCACCACUUGA